GAUACCGCCAUUGUUGCACUGAAGUCUCCAUCUUCGGGACUCGUACUAUAAAGUAGAACUCCAGCUCUCUCAUUCUGCUUUAAUUGAUUGGUCCUCUUUGUUUACAGGAGAGAAGACGACUCGAAGUCAUCUGAUACUAUGAGAAUCUUGAGUUGGGUUCAAAAUAAGUUUCAUGGGGGGAAGGAGAAGAAGAGAUUUGGUGAGCCUCAUUGUUCUUCCCCUGAUGAUCCAAAGGAAGAAUUUAAAGACUGGCCACAAUCACUACUAGCAAUAGGAACAUUUGGGAACAAUGAAGAAAUCAAGGAAGAUUCUCAAGACGUAUCUGAUUUCAGCGUUGAAGAAUUCAACCAGUUGCAGGAAGAGCUAAAGAAGUUGCUCUCACUCAAGUCAAAAUCCAGCAGCAGAAAUGGAUCAGAGAUCAUGGAAGAUGACAGAGUAAAUACGCCAUUAAAUAGGUUUCUGAAUUUCCCAUCGAGAUCGGCAGUUGAUAGGACCUUGAGCACGAAUCUAGAGAGCUUGGCGAGCGACAGCAAUGGCGAUCUCUCCCCAAAAACCAAGAUUAUGCUGAUUAGCAAAGUGAAAGAUGUGUUGCUGGGGAAUCCUAAUGCAAUAAAGAAGAAAUCCAUCUCCUUCAUCAUCAAGAAGAUGUUUGUAUGCAGCAGUGGCUUUGCACCAGCUGCAAGCUUGAAGGAUCCAAUUCCAGAGUCAAGAAUGGAGAAGAUACUAAGAGCAAUUCUCACCAAGAAGAUACAGCAGCCGCCAAGUUCUGCUCCAACUGCUCCAACGAAGCUCAUAGAAAAUAGAUCAACAGAGGAAACACAGGAGAAAACAGAGGCUGGAGAAGAAGGCGAAGGUAAGAAGAGCAAGGACAAGUGUAGAUGGGUCAAGACAGAUUCAGAUUUUAUUGUUCUAGAGAUCUAGUUGGUUAUGAACACCAGAACACCACAAAGAUCA
Molecule: messenger RNA, 954 nt
Organism: Zingiber officinale
Lineage: Eukaryota; Viridiplantae; Streptophyta; Magnoliopsida; Zingiberales; Zingiberaceae
Product: protein NEGATIVE GRAVITROPIC RESPONSE OF ROOTS-like
Exons: 5
Coding region: 139-921 (260 amino acids)
Biological process (GO): regulation of growth; gravitropism
Source: RefSeq, a predicted model, not a curated record